CCCUGCUUUUGGUCGCCCAGCUCUGUUCAGGCUUAGACACGCAUGGAGGGGACUGCAGAGUCCCAGACGCCUGACUUGCGAGACGUGGAGGGCAAGGUGGGCAGGAAGACCCCCGAAGGGCUGCUCCGCGGGCUUCGAGGGGAGCGGGAGCCGGGAAUCCCUGGAGCCCUGCUGCUCCCGGGGGCGCCUAGCACGGGCCACGGCUUGGGGGACAAGAUCAUGGCGCUGAAGAUGGAGCUGGCUUACCUGCGAGCCAUUGACGUGAAGAUUCUACAGCAGCUGGUGACUUUGAACGAGGGCAUUGAGGCGGUGCGCUGGCUGUUGGAAGAGCGGGGGACGUUGACCAGCCACUGCAGCAGCCUCACCAGCAGCCAAUAUAGCCUGACAGGUGGGAGUCCAGGCCACUCAAGGCGAGGCAGCUGGGACAGCCUGCCAGACAUCAGUUCCACUGACCGGCUGGACAGCGUCUCCAUUGGCAGCUUCCUGGACACCGUGGCCCCCAGCGAGCUGGAUGAACAGGGCUCCCUCAGUGCUCCCCGUCCUGAGAUGGACUGGGCAAAGGUUAUACCCGGUGGGGAGAGGACUAGGACUGAGGUGGACCUGACAGCCACCAAGCUAGGGAGCUUGAGGACUGUAUGGAAGCACCCAGGGGAGGGGCUCCAGAGUGAACCUCCUGAGUCCCCAGAGGAUGAGAGUGCCAAGCUGGGCUUUGAGGUCCACUGGUACUGGGGGCAGUGUCAGGAUGAUGUGACCUUCCUGUAACAACUUGUCCAUUCUUGUGCUGCUGUGGCUCUUUCUUCACUAGGCCCUGGUCUCCCUUGAAAUUUAUUCUCCCUCAGUCUGGGACUAGAAAGAGGCUGCACUGAAAUCAGUUAUCAUGGAAACCUGGCCUACCAUCCCUCUGGUCUCUGGGGAAGCUAUGCCUUUAUCCCUCAAUUAUUGGGUCCACAGAGCUAUUUCCACAGAUAGACUGACUCCAGAGGCUUGACUUGUGGCUCCUGGUGUGAUGUUCUGUCUUCCCCUUUGCCCUGUAACUAGGUAAGGAUUUGAGGGAUUUAGGACCCUUAGGAGAUCACUGAUGAAGAGAUGGGGAUAUAAUUACCUCAUCCAAUAUCUAGGAGCCUUGGCCCCCCUCUUGGCCGAGAUGGAGGAUGGCUGAGGGACAUGGACACUCAGGACCAACCCUCCGUGGAUCGGCCUUCCCAGAAACCUCUGGUGUUGGUAGAACCACUGUUUCCUGUUUGGUGAGUGGUGUCAUUUCCUGCCAGGAUUAGUCUUUCCACUGUACCAGUCCUGUAGUUGUGAUAGAUCAACAAAGCAGUGUGUGAACUCCUGCUGCUAAGUGAGACCAUGCCAUUUAUUCUCCAUACCAUUACUUCUUGUGAGGGGGAGCGUACCACCCCUCCUGGCAGGAAAGUUUUUCACCGUUAGAUGUUUGCAUUUCUUUUCGGAAAGGUUCAUACUUUUUAAACAGGGUGUUCACCUUUUAACCCAGGGGACCUUGCUUCCCCUGUGACCACAUCUCUGUCUGGUGCCAGCACUCCUGUAUCUGUGCUUUUAGUGAGGGAAAUUGGCAAGGCCUCCAUCUGCUGCUCUCAGAAGUCUGUUUGGCCUGCCCUGUCACAGUCCCAUUUUACCCUGUCCUUGGGUUGCCCCCAUUCUUGUAUUCUGGCCCCAAAUCCUACUGCAAGGAGAUUCAGCCUUUGUGUCUCCACACCUUCUCAGUUUCCAUUUCCACCUCGGGCCUUUUAUAUGCAGAUGAGUUCCCUCGCCUCUUCUCCCCUUUGAGGAUGGGAGCCAGAGGGAGGACAAGCCUGAGGUCUCAGAGCUCUGGAGGUGUACCAAAAUCUCCAAAGUGAGGAUGUGUCUGUCUUCUCUAAUCCUGUGAUUUUUUUUCCCCUCCCCCAUCCUGCCCCAGACUUUCCACCAUUUGGUCACAAGGACCUGCCCAGAGACUGGGACACAAGGAAUCCCCUUGUUUCAGUUACAAUGGAGGCGGGUGUGGCAGGGAAAGACAGAGGCUCUUUAGUCCUAGGGCCCACAUCCUGGGAGGAGAGAGAGAUCCAGGGAAAGGCCACUUUCCUUCCUUUCUUAGAGCAAGCCCUAGACUCCUAGACCUGAGGAGGGUGCAGAGAAAUGGCUCUGGGCCUAGGUCCCAGGGUCCUAAUGAAUCACACCAAAGAAGGAAUUCAGGAAAGCUGCCAGCCUGAGGCUCAGGGGAAGGACAAGGAGAUAGGGUUGUGGUUGAUGUCAAAAUAUGAAUUCUUGGAGGUUAACCCUUUGAACCUCAGGUAACUGCCUACAUGUUGGUCCUUAUCUUUCCUGGGUCCUGAAACUAGAUUUUUGGAAGGCAAAAAGGAUAUCAGGUGAUCUUUGUCUAUUUGCUGUGCCCUCCUGAGUUGUAGGAGUGGAUCCGUAAUCCUAGAAUAACUGCUGCAGUUUCUCUACUUUCAUUCUAUGCUGGGGAAGGGAAGGAAGCCAAGUGGAUCAUCUCCACAUCCCCUAAACUCCUCAAGUCUUGUUCUGCACCCCCCGACCUCAGUCAUUUGGGCACAAUACAUUCAGUCCAUGGCUGUCCCCUAAAGAUCCUCUCUCCCAUCCCCUUAAUGUGAUUGAAAUCACUAAAAUAUAUUCUUGCCUCUCCUCUGCUGCCCAACAGCCCUCUCCUUACCUCCCCUCCUGGUUUUGGGCCUCCUGACCGUCCCUCUCCCCACCAAGUCCCCAGGCUGGAAAUUCAAAUACCCUUUUUAAAUUCCUACUCUGUUGCCAUUUUGUAGCAUGCUCUUGGUUAGUUCCCUGGAAGCUUAUGUGUUUGUUUAGUCAACAAACAUCUGAGCUGAAGAAGUUGCCUGCCCUCUUGUGGCCAUUAUGCAUCAUUGCCAUGGGUAGCUGGGUGGAACUUCCAAAUUCAAAUGCAGCAUUACAGAAAACCAGCCUCUCAUUGCACAGGCAAGCUGGAGAGACAGGCCUAGAGAGGUCAGAGAUUUGCUCAGUGUCAUCCAUGUUAAAUCCAUGGCCCAGGUUAGAGAACCCAGAUCUGCCUGCCUGCCUGCCCACAGUUCCAUCACUUGGCCAGAUUGUUCCCCCACCUCGCUCAGUCAAUACUAUCCAAACUCAAAGGGACUGAAAGAAAUUUUCCUCUGUUUUAAUAUUUAGGUUCUUACCCUACUGUAAAAAGGUAGUUCAAUGUUUAGAGAGGAGUUAUAGGCUCUGAGGAGAGAGAAACUUGGACCUGGAUUGGAUACUAAUCUGGACUGCAGAUACAAGGAAAAUCAAUCUUGGACCAUUUUUCUGGGUAGGGAGGGUGAGUCAGCCUAGAGGUCAUGGGGGCAGAACUCAGCAUUUCAAAUCUGGAGAUUAGAAGUGAGGGCUUCGGGAGAGAGGUUUGAGAUUAGGAAAUCCAGGUGGAUCCUGAGGAGUUGGGGAGCUCCGCAGCUCAGGGGAUUAUAGCUCAAUUGGAUAGGCAUCUGAGGGUUGAGGAGCAGGAGAGAUGGGUGGGGGGUGCCUGUGCACUCCAGGUAGGUCAUCCUGCUUAAUACCUGAGACCCUAUUUCACUGUCAGAGUAGUUUAGGAACCCAGUAAACACACGUCCUUGGUUCUUCCUACCUGCUUCUGGACUGGCUGCUUGAGGUUUAACUCUUCUGUUAAUUUAGGCCUUCCUAGGCUACAAGGAGGACCUGUUUGGUUGCUCAUAGAAAGAGAAGGGAGGAAAAGGGGGAGAGGUACAGAGAGAUAAAAGAGAAGAAGAAAACAGUGUUGAAAGUAUGAUCAGAUGGAGCAUACUGUCCUCCAGGCGGGCUUAGGGCUUUAGUCAGUCAGUGCUCAGGGUAAAGGCAGAGAUGAGACUGCUCUUGGCAGCUGCAGAAACAGCACCUGAUAGGAUAAGGAGUGUUGCUGGCUGGGAUGGGUACAUCAGGGAGACAUUAAACCAUGUGACUGGGCAAGUGUAAGGGCGUGCACUUAGGAUGGGGUCAAUGAGGUUUAGCAUUGGCAGCAUAGGUGAGAAAUGCUUGAGGUUUAUAGUGGACACACGCUCACUGUGUGCUUGGUGCAAGACCCAUACUGGGUGUUCAGUGACACCUGUUACUGGAGGGAUGAAUGUGUAAACCCACAAGGAGAUGUAACUUAUUUUUUUUAAGUAGGUAAUUAGGUAAUAGUAGGUAAUUUAAAAACAUUAUUUGAUUCUUAGCAACCCUAUAAACAAUGCCUUAUUAACAAUGUAUCGUUGUUUAGACAUUUGAUAAGGGCCAGAUAGGUAAUAAAUGAAUGGUAAUAUGAACCUAGUUCAGUCUGACUGCAGGGACUUCCAGGAAGUCUUGUCUGAUUCUCCACUUCUCACUCUCACAGACCUUACUUUCCUAGAAGAACAGAUUAGUGCUGCCUAGCAGCAAGGCCAACAUACUAGUUUUCUAUUGUUGCUGUAAUGACUCACCAUAAACUUAAUUGCUUAAAACAACACAAAUGUAUUUUAUUACAGUUCUGGAGGUCACAGGUAUGAAAUCUGUUUCAUUGGGCUAAAGUCAAGGUGUUGACAAGCUUGCAUUCCUUCUGGAGCCUGUAGAGGACAAUCCAUUUCUUUACCUUUCCGAGGUUCUAGAGGCUGCUUGCAUUCCUUGGUUCACAGCCCCUGCCUCCAUCAUCAUACCAGCAGCAUCUUCCCUCCUCUGAACUUUGCUUCCAUUCUUACAUCUUCUUUCUCUAAUUCUCCUGUUGCCUCUUAUGAGGAUUACAUUGUGAUUACAUAUCCUUGUAAUUACAUUAGCUCCACUGAGAUAAUCCAGGAUCAUCUUCCCAUCUCAAGAUCCUUAAUUUAACCAUAUCUUCAAAGUCGCUUUUACUGUAUAAGAUAAGAUAGGAAUUAGGGCAUGAGCAUCUUUGGAGGAGAGGCCAUAAUCCAACCACAGGCAGAGAUGGAGGGUGGGCAGGAAGAUGCACCCAGGCCCAGAAUGAGCAUCUCUGCUUUGUGCAGCCUCCCUCAGCUUGGUGCUAAGGAGGAGGUGGCCAGGUCCAAGCCCCAUGUCUGGGAAAUGGCAAGUGCCUCCUGCGUUAUCACUACCAGGAAGAGGAAAGAAUGAAGGUCAGACUUGAGAGAAAUUCUUGAUUUAGGGAACUUUUCAGGCUUGAGACUCUCCUAGUGGACAUGAUUGCCUCCUCUCCAGAACCAUUAUGUACUCCUCAAGGUAGGAGAAAAUUACCAGCAAACUAGCCUGUGCUCUCUCUGGAAAGGGUAGAUUUUCUCCUUUUUUAAAAUUAUUAUUUAUUGGUCUUAGAGGCAGGAAGGGAGACAACAAUUUGUUGUUCUACUUAUGUAUGCAAUCAUUGGUUAACUUUUUAAACUUCUAUUUAGUGAUUUUUAGAGAGAGAGAAACACUAAUUUGUUGUUCCACUUAAUUAUGCAUUCAUUGGGUGAUUCUUGUAUGUGCUCUAACUGGGGAUCAAACCCGCAACUUAGUGUAUCAGGACAAUGCUCUAACCAAAUGAACUAUCUGGCCAGGACAAUUUUCUCUGUUAAAUUAGUGUUUAUUCCUUAAUAGUUAAACUCUCAUCAUCAGUUGAUACUAAGUCUCUUUCUUGUUUUGUUUGCUUGUCAUCCCUGAUCCUCAUUCCACUUCCUGACCUAGGCAUACACUCUAAUGUGUUCAGUAUGUCUUUGUACAUCUAUGUAUCUUUAAAUAUAUAUAUAUAAUUAUGUGUUUAUGUGUUUUAAUAUAUAUAAAUGGUAUACUUUUAUAAUAAGCUAACUUCUGUCAUGAACUGCCCCAUAUUUCAGUGAUUUAACACAAUAAAGAUUUAUUUCUUACUUACACAGGAGCACAGGUGUUGUGGUUGGACAGCUCUUUUCCACUGUGCAUUUCAGGUCCCAGGCUCCUCCCAUUUUCAGAUAGUGAGAGCCUGAUCCUGCAUCAUAAGUUUCCUUGUCAACUUUUCACCAAAUUGUUUUACCAUCCAUUAAUGACCAUUUUAUGAAUUGGUUAUUUCAUCAGGGAUUACAAAAUAAUGAUUUUCUAAUGCUAUUAUUUUUUUCUUCUGUACAGAAAAAUUUUUUCAUAUCCUUUAGGACUAUUUGGUUACUCUGAAAUAAAGUUCAUACCAGAAUGUCAAGACAAA
This is a messenger RNA of Pteronotus mesoamericanus, 6109 nucleotides long. RefSeq names its product leucine rich adaptor protein 1 (gene LURAP1). The coding region runs from base 43 to 762 and encodes 239 amino acids. NCBI's taxonomy places the organism in Eukaryota, Metazoa, Chordata, Mammalia, Chiroptera, Mormoopidae. The transcript is spliced from 2 exons. Gene Ontology annotation, biological process: positive regulation of cytokine production; positive regulation of canonical NF-kappaB signal transduction. The record is from RefSeq and is a predicted model, not a curated record.